UUGUAAUUUUUAAGUUGAAAUGAAGGUUUUGAGCAAGGCAUUGGUUCGAUUUCGAGUUCUUCAUUGGAUUCGAAAGGGGUGGAUUAUAAAAUUGAUUAGUAGUACUCUCCCUUCUUUUUUAACAUAAUAUGGUAGAUUUUCGUUUAAAAAGACAGAUUAACUGCUCUUUCAGUACAUUGCCAUGCCUCUUUUAAGAGCAAUAACACCACUAACACAUAAUCUUCAAAAGAGAUCCUUAGAAAUUAGUCUGAAUCACUCACUUUGAAAUGCUUUUGAUGAUUUCUAGUUAUGAUUCUGCAGAUGUAUUCCAUACAGAUAUAAAGGUACACAUGGGACAUCUGUAGUGGAUGAGGAUGCAAUUGAAGUUCUUGUUAUUACUUCCCAAAGAAAAGGGAAAGGGAUGUUGUUCCCAAAGGGAGGUUGGGAGAAAGAUGAAUCCAUUAUAGAAGCGGUUUUGCGCGAAACAUUGGAGGAGGCUGGGGUAAUAGGUGAAGUCGAAUGUGAAUUAGGUAAAUGGAAUUUCAAGGGCAAAAACAAUGACAUGUGUUAUGAAGGAUACAUGUUCUCGUUACUUGUCAAAGAGGAACUAGAUUUUUGGCCAGAGAAGGACGUCCGUCAAAGAAAAUGGGUGAGUGUUCAAGAAGCUAGGAAAGUUUGCCAGUAUUGGUGGAUGAAGGAAGCCUUAGAAUUAUUCGUGAAUCACAUAACAUCACAAGUUACUAGCCGUGAAACGGAGUGCUGUUCACUAAGCCAGGGGACAAAAUCUAAUUUAUAGUGAACUUUUUAAGAUUGUCUGAACAGAAUGCCAUCGGGUGCUAAAAAGGCAAGGUGACAGCCACUUCAACUCAAAGAAAAUGAGAACCGGAAUUAGGUAUAUGAAUCUUGUUGCAUUCUAUCGGAAUUGUUAGUUUUGUACAGACUAGGUUGAUCUGAAAUCUACUAAUAGUUGUUUCAGAACUGUAAACAAUGAUUGUAAGACCUAGUUCGUUAAUCAAUGUUAUCUGUGUGUUUCAUUC
Messenger RNA from Olea europaea var. sylvestris, 1016 nucleotides. RefSeq names its product nudix hydrolase 4-like. Bases 401 to 775 code for a protein of 124 amino acids. Gene Ontology annotation, cellular component: nucleus; cytoplasm. The record is from RefSeq and is a predicted model, not a curated record. Gene Ontology annotation, molecular function: pyrophosphatase activity. The transcript is spliced from 4 exons. NCBI's taxonomy places the organism in Eukaryota, Viridiplantae, Streptophyta, Magnoliopsida, Lamiales, Oleaceae.